Apis laboriosa (Himalayan honeybee) is the source of this 4030-nucleotide messenger RNA. RefSeq names its product ionotropic receptor 25a (gene Ir25a). Bases 1157 to 3934 code for a protein of 925 amino acids. Gene Ontology annotation, cellular component: plasma membrane; postsynaptic membrane. Lineage: Eukaryota; Metazoa; Arthropoda; Insecta; Hymenoptera; Apidae. Gene Ontology annotation, biological process: synaptic transmission, glutamatergic; monoatomic ion transport; modulation of chemical synaptic transmission. Gene Ontology annotation, molecular function: transmitter-gated monoatomic ion channel activity involved in regulation of postsynaptic membrane potential; glutamate-gated receptor activity. The record is from RefSeq and is a predicted model, not a curated record. The transcript has 5 exons.
UUUCAUGAAAACAGGAUUGAGUUUUCGUAAAAUUAAAUAAGAAUACGAAUAAAACAUUUAAAAGAAGAAAAAAAAAGGAAGAUAUUCCUGUUUCGAUAACGAGAUGUAUUUUCAGACUUUUCAUUUUUUGCAUACAUAUGCGAAUAUAAACAAGUAUUUUUAAAACAAUGUAAAUACACGGAAAAUACAAAGGGAAAAUGUAAAUGUUAAUUAAAAUAAAAUCAUUCUUUUCUUUUUUUUUUUUUUUGAUUUCCAAUUCGCUCAUCGAUUUCACGUAUCUCGUUGUAACAGGAAUAAGGAAUAAAUUCCAUGAUUCUCCAUUAAUUAAUACGCUGACUAUUUCUUCUUAUCAAUCGAAAUAUUAAUCGAAUAAAAUAAUUAAAAAGAAGAUGUGUACAUAAAAACUAAAAAAAGAAAAACUAAAAUUCGAAAGUCAAAACUGUUUUCAGAAAUGAUUUUCAGAAAAGAAGAAAAAAAUCGUUUCCAUAUAAAGAUAUCCAUUCCGUAUCCGUGAUCACGAUUGCAAGUCACGAAGAUAUCGAUAUCGCGUUAAAAUAAAACUUACAACAGUCACGUGUACAUGUGACAAAGGAAAGCUAACGAUCGGCCGGUCAAUUAUGAGAUAACACGAGUUUAUGACACGCGAUGCGCGACAUGCAAAUUCUUCCCGAUGGCUCGCCAGUUGUACGCCAUGUCGAUUACUUUCCUCCGUUGUGAGAGAUGAUCGAGAAUUUUGACGAAAAAAGAAAAAAAAGUAACGAAAUAGGGAAAAAGAAAAAAAAGGAAAAAAGAGACAAACUGCGUUGAUACGAGGAAUUGAUUAGGUCAUCCCCGCGGCAACCAAUGGACAAACACAAAUGAAACAGAGAGAAAGCUGGCUUUCGGUUUCGAGACCGCCCUCAGUCGCUUGACUAAUUUCCGCACGCGAUAUCCUGACCUCGAGACGCAUCGAGUACACGAUCGAAACCUAGCUAGAGCACCGACUAAUUACUUAUCGUGAGAAGAUUAGCUGCUAAUUUCGACGUUUCUCUCUUUCUUCCUAUCGAUUAAGAAAAAUCGUUUCGUGGAAGGAGCGUUGGUGGAGAAGCUGAAGUGAGGGAGAAAAAAAGGAGGAAUACGAAUUAUGUUAUAGAAUCGAAGUGAAAAAUCGUUCGAAAUGAGAUUCGUGGAACUUACAAUUGCGACGUGUUGGUUCCUUGGAUUAUGCGGGAAAUCUGCAAUUUACGGGCAAAGGACUGUCGCGAGCAAUCGUGAACCGGCGAAAACUAGACCUGUUAAUAUAUUCAUUAUCAACGACGAGACGAAUAAAGUAGCUAACCUGAGCAUAAUAACCGCCUUGGAAACAAUCAAAGAAAAUUACCCUAAUCAGCUGGGCAAUGUGUGGAGCGUGCAGGUGAACGAAUCUGACAUAAACAACACCCUCGAUCGCGUCUGCAAUAAUUGGGAUUCCGCCGUGGAAAAAGGAGGCGCCAAAGUGCCAGAUUUGGUGAUAGACACAACGACAGCUGGCUUAGGCGCCAAGAUAUCUAACUCGUUCACAGCUGCCUUAGGAAUUCCCACAUUGUCCGCGCAAUACGGCCAAGUAGGGGAUCUUCAAUACUGGAGGAAACUGAACACAGAUCAGCAAAAUUACCUGAUUCAAGUGAUGCCUCCGACAGAUUUGAUACCGGAGGUAAUCAGACAAUUGUCCAUCCAACUGAACAUCACCAACGCUGCCAUUCUUUACGAUUACAAUUUCGUGAUGGAUCAUAAAUAUAAAAGCCUGUUGUUAAACGUACCGACCCGGCACGUGAUCAACGAAACAUCCCAACAAAUAAUAGAAAUGAAAAGACAAUUGCUUCGUUUACGGGACUUGGAUAUAGUUAAUUACUUUAUUCUGGGCAACGAGAAUACGAUUAACAUAGCUCUCGAAGCUGCGGACGCAUUGAAUUUCACCGAUAAGAAGUACGGUUGGUUCUUAUUAACGCCCGAUAUUAACAUUUGGCCGAGAUGCGAAUGCAGAGAUAUAAGCGUCCUCUUUAUGAAGCCAGAAUUCGAUGGGAAAAACAACUCGGCCGUGGAACUUUCGUUGCCGAAACCGAUUUUAUUAUCUGCAUUCUAUUAUGAUAUAAUUCGAUUGGCCGUUCUCGCGAUGAAAUCGGCCUUGGACGAUGGGGAAUGGCCUGUGGAGCCGAGGCACAUCACCUGUGACGAGUACAAUAAUACGAACACGCCCGAGAGGAAGUUGAAUUUUUUCGGCAAAUUAAAAGAAGCUUAUAAAAAUAUAACGCCAACAUACGCGGGUAUUAAAUGGGGAUCGAGGAACGGAGAGCACCAAGCUAAAUUCGUGAUGUCUGUCCACUUGGUGGGCAUAAAGGAUGGAGUUGUUUCGAAUACUAUCGACAGUGGAUCUUGGAACGCAAGCAUUUCUUCACCAUUACAGUUAACAAACAACGACGUAAUGAAUACCACAGCGGUGAAAAGCUAUCGAGUGGUCACUGUAAUUCAUCCGCCAUUUGUAAUGUACAACGAGGAGAAGAACGAGUAUUAUGGUUUUUGCAUCGAUCUUCUCAACGAGAUUAAGAAAACGGUAGGCUUUCAGUACGAAAUACGAGAAACAGAUGAUAAGAAAUAUGGGAGUCUAAAUUUAGACGGAAGUUGGAACGGAAUGAUGAGGGAAUUGAUCGAGAAACGAGCUGACAUCGCGUUGGGUUCUCUCUGGGUCACAGCGGAGAGAGAAAGGGUGGUGGAUUUCACAGUGCCUUACUACGAUCUCGUCGGCCUCUCUAUCAUGAUGCUGAAAACGAAGACCACCACCUCUUUAUUUAAAUUCCUCACGGUAUUGGAGAACGAGGUCUGGUUCUGCAUCUUGGCCGCCUAUCUCUUCACCAGUGUCUUGUUGUGGAUCUUCGAUCGUUGGUCACCAUAUAGCUACCAGAAUAAUCGGGAGAAAUACAAGAAUGACGAUGAAAAGAGGGAGUUCAACUUGAGGGAGUGUUUCUGGUUCUGCAUGACUUCUUUGACCCCACAAGGCGGUGGAGAAGCUCCGAAAAAUCUUUCCGGUCGACUGGUCGCCGCCACUUGGUGGUUGUUUGGUUUCAUAAUCAUCGCCUCUUAUACGGCAAAUUUAGCGGCGUUUUUGACAGUAUCCAGAUUGGAAAUUCCGAUCGAAACGUUAGAGGAUCUUAGCAAACAGUAUAAGAUUCAAUAUGCACCGGUCAUAAAUUCCUCGGCUUAUAUUUAUUUCAAGAGAAUGGCUAAUAUAGAGUGGAAAUUCUACGAAAUUUGGAAGGAGAUGAGCCUUAACGACAGUUUGUCAGACGUGGAGAGAGCCAAUUUGGCAGUGUGGGAUUAUCCUGUCAGUGACAAGUACACAAAAAUGUUGCAAGCCAUGGAGGAGGCAGGAUUUCCGGCCUCGACGGAAGAAGCACUUCGACGAGUUCGACGUCUCGAUUCCAAUAACGAAUUUGCUUAUAUAGAAGAUUCAACAACUAUUAAGUAUCUUACCAUGACGAAUUGUGAUCUGAUUCAAGUAGGAGAAGAUUUUUCGAGGAAGCCUUACGCGAUUGCUGUUCAACGAGGAUCGCCUUUGAAAGAUCAAUUUAAUAACGCAAUCUUGAUACUAUUAAACAAGAGGAAAUUAGAAAAAUUAAAAGAUAAAUGGUGGAAGAAGAAUCCGAGCAAAAAAGAUUGCGACGCAGAAAACAGUCAAAGUGACGGUAUAAGUAUUCAUAAUAUCGGAGGAGUGUUUGUAGUCAUAUUUCUAGGUAUCAUUUUUGCUUGUUUCACUUUGGCAUUUGAGUACUGGUAUUAUAGACACCGUACGAAGAUCACGAAAAUCGAUCGAAACAAUACGAUGAAAAAUAAAAUCACACAAGUAAAACCACUCAGAUUUAAUUUACAACCGGCGCCUACGCAUGCUUUUCAAAAUGCCCAAUUCAGACCAAGAUUUUGAAUGUGUUCGUGACAAAAAAGAAAAUAAAAUAUUGACAAAUAAAUUAUUCUAUAUUGUAGAUAUAUUAUACUUCGAUUUUAAUAUUUAUUGCUGUUU